AUGAACCCUCGCCCGCAUGGUGACGAAUACGAAGACGCAGGCGACCCAUACGACGAUGACCCCGAUAUCUCCACGAUUCCGUUCGUGCAGCAGCAAGCCUAUGGCCGUGGACUGUGGAAGAACCCUAUAAAAUUCGUCUCCGCUGCAGCAGAGCCUCCACCGCCAACUGCAUCCUCGACAAAUGGCAAAUCAAUGGCAGAAAAGUACCUCGCCAUCAUGUUUCCCAACGGCCAACCGCAGCCAAAGCCCGAAGCCUACCCUCUAUGCGGUAUAUGUGGCGAACCUGUAAAAGAAGUCGACCAGCGCAUCCACUACCUGAGUCCCGCACAUCAAGCAGCCCUUCCUCGGCCCCCCAUUCCCUCGGCCAUCGAUCGGACAAGAAUGGGAUUGAAGUAUAUGGAGAAACACGGAUACGAUGUGGAUGCGCGGGCAGGACUUGGGGCUAGCGGGCAGGGCAUGCUCUUCCCCAUAAUACCGAAGGAGAAACGAGAUAAGUUGGGACUAGGCAUCGACAAGAAAGAGCAUAUUAAGAGGAGGGCGUUCGGUGGCGCAAGUGCUGCAGAUGUUAAGGAGGGCAAGCUGGAUGCUGGCAAAAUGAGGAAGAUGGCGAAGAUAGAGAAGAAGAAACACGAGAGGUUGCAGAGGAUGUUCUACGGAAACGAUGAGGUUGAGAAAUACCUUGGACAGCUGGAGGGCUCGUUGCAUCAAUGA
Molecule: messenger RNA, 711 nt
Organism: Cucurbitaria berberidis CBS 394.84
Lineage: Eukaryota; Fungi; Ascomycota; Dothideomycetes; Pleosporales; Cucurbitariaceae
Exons: 1
Coding region: 1-711 (236 amino acids)
Molecular function (GO): nucleic acid binding
Source: RefSeq, a predicted model, not a curated record